Cooperia oncophora is the source of this 693-nucleotide messenger RNA. Lineage: Eukaryota; Metazoa; Nematoda; Chromadorea; Rhabditida; Trichostrongylidae. The record is from the annotation of a GenBank genome assembly.
AUGGUAAUCCAGGAGAGAGUAAGGCUAAUCGUUAUGUUGUGUAAAUUCAUCGAGGAAGGGAAAGAAAAAUGUUGCGAAUACUUUCCGAAGAGCGGAGGUAUAUCGGUAAUUGGAGCUUAUAAAAUUGAUGCCUCUGAUAGAGAAGUUAUACCGGAUGCUGACGGUGCGACAUAUGGAAGAUUCGAUGUGACAUUUGAAGGGAAAACUUAUAAGGUUGACCACAUAUGGUACGAAAAUUGGGCUGAUCAUAUGGCACCGGAUAAUUUCAAAGCGACCAUGGAAUUGGUUCGGUUAGCACGGAAGAAAAGACAGAACGCACCCGUACUAGUGCAUUGCUCAGCAGGAGUUGGACGGUCAGGUUGUUUCGUCGCUAUAGAACUGGCAGCACAUCAAGCUGCAACAAAUCCUAACUUUAGUAUGGAAACAGUACUGAAAACACUACGGGAUCAACGCAUGCACAGUAUACAAAAUGACAUUCAAUAUCUCUACGUAUAUCGCGGUUUUGUCGAGUAUCUGAUCGAUCGAGGCGUUGCCAAACGACUUGACCUUCUGAAGUUUAUCAAUGAUUAUGAUAAUCUGAUAAAACGGAAACGCCAGAGGGAUGUAAAAGAUACCAAGCCAAAAGACGAAAAGUCAGGCGACUACAUGCCAUCCGUCUAUUUCGAUCCCUACUACAACUACUAUACUUAUUGA